Molecule: messenger RNA, 7093 nt
Organism: Prorocentrum cordatum
Lineage: Eukaryota; Dinophyceae; Prorocentrales; Prorocentraceae
Source: the annotation of a GenBank genome assembly
GCGCUCUCAGCGCGCUCGCGGCCGCCGCCGCGGGGCGCUGCGGCGCGCCCAGCGGGGGCGCCGAGGGGCAGCUAUGGAGUGCCUCCUCGACGGGCUGUACGCCGGGGACUCCGGGUACGCCAGCGUCGACGGCGCGGACCAGGCGGAGCAGUCGAUGCUGACGUACGGCGAGUUCAGGCCCUCGGCGCUCGCCCGGCUCCUGGCGGGGCCGGGGCUCCUGGACGUGGCGGCCUCGCCGGAGGACGCGUUCGCCGACCUGGGCUCCGGCACGGGCAAGCUGCCGCUGGCGGCCUUUCUGCUGGGCGUCAGGCUGUCUCUCGGCGUGGAGCUCGCCCAGCAUCGCCACGACCUGGGUGCUGCUGCGAUCAGGGCCCUGACCCCGCUGCUGCCUGGAAGCGAGGUGCCGCCCGCUGACGGCGGAGCGCCGGCGGGGCUGUCGUGGGGCGGGCGGCGCGUGGAGUUGCGCGCGGGGAGCCUCCUGGAGCUGCCACUGUCCGAGCUCACCGUGGUGUAUGCCGCGUCGCUCUGCUUCCCCGCGGAGCUGAUGCAGGCGCUCGCGGACAGGCUGAGGGAGGAGCUGCGGCCAGGCACCGUGUUCUGGACGCUGAAGGAGCUGCCGCCCGGCCGCCACCGGGGCAUCGCGCUCGUGCGGGCGUUGCCGGGCGCGGCCUCGUGGGACCCGCACGCCAGGGUCUUGGUGUACAUGCGCGUCCCGGAGGCCAGCUCGCCACUUCCAGCCAUGCCCCUCGGCGGCGACAAAGCGGCGCUGGGCAAUUGGGCCGUGGCCCUGAUCCGCGCGAUUCGCAUCGAGUACCGGACCAUAUUCGGCCCGCUCGCCGCCGCCCGCUACGCCGGCGACACCAGGCCGACGUCGAUGGGCAGCGCCGACUUCGAAGCGGCCGCCGCGGCGCUGGGCGUCGAGGCCGAGGUGGCGGCGCGGAGGCUGCUGUGGGCAUUCGGGUCGCGGGGCGUGCGCUCGGAGGGGGACAGGUGUGGCUGCCGGCACGCCAACAGCUCCGAGGGCCCGUGGUUCUCGGAGGCCAGCCUGCUGGAGAUGCUGGGGCACGGGGCCUUCGCCCCUGCCGCCGAGGAGGAGUCGGCGCCCAUGUGCCUCUCGAUCAGCGGCUCCUGCACCCUGGCGGACGCCUUCGUGGGCCGCGCCUACCUGGAGCUGCGAGCCCGCGCCCUGUGCGGCGGGCCGUCCCCCCCGCGGAGCUGCGGCGCCCCGCCGGCGAAGGAUGUCGAGUCCAGCCUCUCCGGCGCCCUCGACGAGGUCGUCGGCGACGGCGCAGCCGCCGCCGGCCGUCUCGGGCGCGCCGAGGGCCCCGCGUUCGCGGAGGAGCUCCUCGAGGCGCGCCGCGCCAGUCGCGGGCAGUCGCUGGGCGGCGUCGCAGCGGCGGCAGCGGCUCUGGAGAUGGCGGUCGCGAACGAGUCGCCGGACCUCCUCCCGACUGCGCGCGCGCUGAACCAGCGCGCCGCGGCGGACACGGGCGGCGCUCACGCUCUGCGCCGCGCCUCAUCCUCGCACUUCUCCGUCGUCGGGCCGGGCGCUCGCGGCAGCGGCGCGGAAGGGCAGCGGCGCCGGAUCAUCGAGAACGCCGUGACUAGCGCCAGCGGCAAGUGGCCAGCGCCCGCCGCGCGCGGGCCCGACGCGAUGCGGGGCUGCGACGCGAGGCAGCGCGCGGAGCGCCACCACGCGGAGGAGGAGCUCGCGAACCUGGACCCCGACGGGUCGGGCAACGCGCCGAGGUGCCAGCGCGACAGCGCGCCGCCGCAGAUGUCAGCGCCGCAUCGUCGGCUGCGCUUCCCUACAGACCGACCGGCAUACAUCGCGGCGGCCCGCUGCAGCGCUGGCGGCGCUGUACAGCGGGGCAGCGGCGAACAGUCGAGGUGGGCCUCGCGUAUAUUUUCCGCGGACCGCGUGAAAUUAUGCCCCACGAAGUGGAUGGCGUGCCAGGUCAGCAGCGACAUCGUGAGUCUGCUGGGACGUCAGCUGGAGCGCUGCGGUCCAGAGCAGCUCAAUUGCCCUGCGUGCCCGAGCUGUCCGUUGCUGCAGUGCCCCGAGCCGUCGUUCGCGCUGGGCACCUUCAUUGCGGGGCUGCUCGCAGGUGUGCUCUCGGCAGCGACAGUGGGGUCGAGGGCCCUCGCCUACUACGAUCCGCGCGAUGACUACUGGCAUGAGAGGAUCAUGCUGGCGCACAUUCAGGACUUCCGCUUCGUGGUGCUCACCGCGCACUGGGACAUCUAUGAUGAGGAUAUGUCCCAGGCGCUCCGCCUGCUGCCGUUGGGUCCUCGGGGCGGCCUUCCCGUGCCGAGGCCACAGGGGCAGAUCUUGCGGGUGGACAACGCUCGCCUCAGCGCCGAGUUGCAGCAGCUGUGCGACGAGGCGGCGCAGAUGGCAUUGGACAUCCGCGAGGAGGAGGGCUUGCCGGCCCCAGCGGCGCACCAGGGGGUGCUCGCCGACGGCGAGGCGGAGGCGCUUGCCGAGGCGCCGGCCCCUGCGGCGCUGGCGGCCGCCGCGAGGCCCGCCGAGCCAGCGGCUGGAGGCGCGGCUGCGGCCGGCGCUCUGGCGGCGGCGCCGGCCGCGCCGCUUAGGGCACCCGCGGCAGGCGCUCUCCUCGCCCCAGCACCGCCGCGGCCCGCGGCGCCGCCAGCAGACGCGGUCUGGCUCUCGGCGGAGACGCGUGGGGGCUUCACGGCCGGGGCCCCUAUCCCGCCUGAGCUCCUGGGAGCGGAUGGCCAGCCGCAGGUCGUGCUGGGCGAUCGCGGGGUCGUGGUGCUGGCGUCGGGCGUCUCGCUUGCGGUCGCAGUGGCCAACAUCCUGGAGGCAGGGGCGGCAGCGCUCUCCAGCAGUGGGGGAGACCUUCGCACGCUGCCGGUGCUCUACUCGCCAGCUGGCGGCCGCUCCAGGUCCUUCCACGACGCCGUGGCCAAGAUGUCCACCACGCCCUUCCCAGACUGGCGCAUCAAGGGGCCGAGGACCGCGGCCUGGCUGCUCGAGAAGAUCUCGGAGGCGGGCUACACGCCGCUGCAGAGGCACUUCUGGUGGAGGUCGAUCCAGGGGCUCACAGCUUCCGACUCGGGCGUGGACGACCACCACUUCAUCUCCGAGGUGCUGCAGGAGCUCACCACCUACGACCAGCUCAAUGCUGGCGAGCUGGUGGUGGUGGAGAUCCUCUGCCGCCGCUACCAGCUCUGGGAGGAGCUGUACGCCUCGAGCUUGCGCGAAGCCGAGGCUGGUCAGGACGCUGCACCCUGGCUCGAUGAGCGAUCCAUCUUCCUCGGGCAGGACAGGAGCCGCGGCUCGGCGCUUGUCUGCCCCGCCUUGGAGAGCUGGGUGGCUGAGAAGCUCCGAGAGGAAAGUGCCAUCCUCAAGGAGCGCAGGCUAAGGCACGCGGCCGCGGCCGCGGCCGUGGCGCCUGAGGCGCCCCCUCGCGCCGGGGGUGCCCCCGGCCUCGGCGCGAGUUUGCAGGGGGGGCGAGGCGUGCUGAACGACGAUGCCACCUCGCUGGGUUUUGGCGAUGACAGUCUCACGCAAAGGGACGCGCUGCCCAUCCCGCUCAGCUCGGAGGCGCUCCAGUGCUUGAAGGGGUUCUCGGCCCUCGACGGCGAGCUCUCGCUGGGGCAGCGGCGCAAGGCCGCACGCUGCAGGCGCCAGGAACGCUGGAUGCUGGAAGGCGUCGCGGCGCUCAACGAGCUGGGUGGGGGUGGGCGGUUGGCUGGCAGCGGCGGGCGGCUUAGCUUGGCGCAGCGCUCCGCGUUGCAGCAUCUGGGUGAGGUCUACGCCGCGGUCCCGCCGAAGACUGAGGAUUGCACCAACCAGGAGGCGUUCCAGGCGCUUCUGGGGCUUCGACCUGGCUAUGCUGAUGAGCCAGCCAUCGGGGCGAGAGCCGGCUACCAGCGCGGAAGGGUCUCCCUUCCUUCUGGCGGUGCUGGGCGUGUCGAUCUUGUUCGGCUACUGCCCCCGCACCUGCAGUCAGCGCUGGAGUCCGGGCACGGGUUAUUGCGCUCGGAGCAGGAGGCUACUGCUGCUCUGGAGGAGGCUGACGUCACGUGUUACGUGGACGGCAAGCUGGCCCAACGGGGCAUUGACUACGGACGGUUCCUGCUCGAGCUUUACGAUGCAGGGAUCGUCAAAGUUUUGGACUAUGAGCUGGAUCGGAAGGAGGAGACUGGCGUCUUUUUUGUGCCUCGCAAAGACGACAAGCUGAGGCUCAUCUUCGACACCAGGAUAGCCUUCCGCGUGCGAGUCGUUCCCAUGGGAUGGAACUGGGCCGUCCACUUUGUGCAGUCUGCCCACCUGAACGUGCUGGCCUCGGUCUCUCCGAACAACCAGUGGUUGGUGGACAAGCAGCCUGGGACGUGCCUCUCGGACAGCUCAGCUGCGGCCAAGGUCUUGUACAUAGACAACUUUGCGGCCAUCAGCACCAGUCGCGAGACAGCGUUGCAGGUUGUCAACGACAUGCUUGGCUCGUUCACCAGUGAGGGCGUCAGGGCGUCGCUUGACUUGGACGUCGCCCUCCUCGGCUUCACGCUGGACUCUAGGGCCGCCAGGUGGCGCCCCGCACCCAAGAAGUUUUGGAGGGUGCACGGCUGCAUCUCGCACAUGCUGGAGCCGGGAAGGCGCAUCACGGGGCGCCAGUUGGAGAGGCUCAUGGGGCACGUGGUCGCGCUGCUGCUGCUGCGGCGUGAGGCUCUCAGCCUCCUCAGUGCGGUCUACGUCUUCAUCCGCUCGACCUACGACAGGGCGCAGCCGCUGUGGCCCAGCUGCCGACGCGAGCUCAGGUGGGUGCUUGCGUUGUUGCCCACGGUGUUCGCCGACAUGAAGAGGCCUUGGCACUCUGAGGUAGGUGCCUUUGACGCGUCGCCUUGGGGCGCGGGAGUCUGCACUGCGCGCUGGCCUUUGAGCGCGGUGCAGGCCGCUGGCAGGCAGCCGGAGAAGCUGCGCUUUCGCGGGCCCCUCGCCUCACUGGUGGCGCCGCGGGACGCUGCCCUGGCCGCCGACAGCAUCGAGCUCUCUGACCCAGCCGCACUCCUGCUCGGGCGCGCGGCGGGUUUCGCCGAGGUGAGCGCAGAGCUGCUGCGUGAGGAGCGGGCCCGCUUGCUGCCCCGCCAGGGCUUUCUGGCAGCCAACAAGGUGCGGCCGUCCACUCAGGUGCUCUACCUGAAGGUGUUGCGGCUGCUGGCAGGCUGGCUCAUGGUGGACGCCCUGCCCGACUGGCCCGUGGCUGCUUGGGACGCAGCGCUGGCCGACUUCCUGCUGUGGGCCUUCGACCAGGGAGUGGCGCGGGCGACGGCUGCAAGGCUUGGCGCCGCGGUGCUGUGGGGGCUCCCGCAGCUCCACGUGGCGCCCUUGCAGAGAUGCUUCCCGCAGCUCGCGCACUCGCUGGCGGGUUGGAAGCGCCUGCAUCCGCCAGGCUCGCGCCCGCCUCUUCCAGAGCUUGUGGUUCGCGCAGCGGCAGCUUGGCUUGGGCACCAGGGCGAGUUUGCGACCGCCUUGUGCGUCAUGCUGAUGUUCGAGGGCUACCUGAGACCCUCGGAGGCGCUGGCGCUGCGGGCCGCCCAGAUCACCGGCCCUUUCGGCUCGGCCACCAGCGCGGGCUCACACAUGUCAGUAGUGGUGCAUGCUGCAGAGUUGCAGCAACCGGGCAAGACAGGCGAGAUGGACCAUACCGUUGUGCUCGACCUCCCGCGCCAGCAGGUCCUGGCUCGGGCCUUGGCGCGCCUACGCGACUCCCGCCUGGGCUCCUGGCACCCGCUGUGGGACUUCGACUACAACCUCCUCCAGCGGCGGUUUGGCCAGGCGCUCGAGGCUGUGGGAGCCAGCUGUUUAGCAGGCACGCUCUACAGCCUCAGGCACGGCGGCGCCAGCCACGACCGCCUGACGGCCAGCCGCGCGCUAAUGGAGGUGCAGCAGCGAGGAAACUGGCGCGCCUUCAACAGCGCGCGGCGCUACGACAAGCACGGGCGAGUGUCGAUCGAGUGGAUGAAGAUUCCAGCCCACCAGCGGCAGGAGAUCGAACAUUUGGCCGCUGGACUCGACGCCGCCUUCAAGCUGUACUCGUGUCCAUCGGCGCCGAUCCCGGUCCCGGCCAGCUCUGGGCCCGGCGCCGGCACGCCCGCCGCGCUGGGCAGGCUCCCCAGCGACGUCGACACUGUCAUUUUCGUCGACGUCGACGGUGUGCUGAACGUUGGCGCCAAGGACAACGGCGGAACGCCUAUCCUGCUCAACGACUCGAACAUCAGGCUGGCGCGAACCAUGUGGACGAAACGCGAAAACCAUCCGGAGCGCCAAACAGUGGAGACGUUGAUGGCCGUCUGUCAGAAGAUGCUCGACGGCGAGAGCGAGACGCUCGCCAAGCUGGCCACCCAGGGGUCCUCCCACGUCUCGGACGUGCUCGUGGGGCGCCUCGCAGAGAUCGUUAGCAUGGCCGGCCCGCGGGCCAUCACCGUCCUGUCGUCCACCUGGCAGGCGGCCCGCUACAAGAGGCGCCUCGAGGACCUCGAGCGCUCCCUGACCGAGUGGCUCGGGCGCGCCUUCUCCUUCGACGCCACCACCGGCUCGCUGGAGGAGACGCCCAGCGGCCGCCUCCGGGCCAUGGGCAACUGCGUCGCGGAGCUGACGUCCCGGGGCGGCGCCGCGGCCGCGGCGGCGGAGGCGGGGCGGCUGCGGGUGCUCCUGCUGGAGGACUUCUUCAUCUCGGCCCUCCGGGGCGCCUGGUCCCUCGACGGGCAGGCCAUGGACUCCCCCGCGGCGGUGGAGGAGUACAUCGGGAGCCGCGUGUUGCCUCCGGCGACCGCGCGGGUGAUGCUGAUCCACACCUACUCGGAGUGGGUCAUCUACGACGGGUCGUUGCUGCGCUGCGGCGUGGGCCUCACCCGGGCCGACGUGGAGAGGUGCAAGGAGCUCUUCGGCGACGCCGCGGACAACACGCACGACGCCAGCUCUCUGGAGCCCCGCCAGGCCUUCUUCGGGCUCUGCCCGUCGCAGCUGCACAGCCUGCCGACCUGGUCCUGGUGCGCGCAGGGAGCGAACUCUGUUGCGUCCACUACCUCUUCCGUUUCCUCCGCCUCCAUGGGAGCCCGCAGAUGA